Molecule: messenger RNA, 915 nt
Organism: Suillus plorans
Lineage: Eukaryota; Fungi; Basidiomycota; Agaricomycetes; Boletales; Suillaceae
Exons: 4
Coding region: 1-915 (304 amino acids)
Source: RefSeq, a predicted model, not a curated record
AUGCUCGUUCAAGUCUUAAACAUGGCCAUGCCUCUUGUCGCGGCCACUGUCACAUCAUUCCGCUUGUAUUGUCGCGCGCGGCAAGGACGUUUGUGGAUCGAUGACUUAUGGGCGACCUUCGCCAUGCUAUCCAUUCUUACCCUAACAAUUGCCAAUUGGAUAUACAUGGAAGAUUACGGUGAGCCUCGUUUUCUUGUGAUAUCAAUUCUGUUAACAGUUGUACGACUCACAGCACCAGGAACCCUCAGGAAGAUCCUCAUGCGUACUACAGCGGUCUUCUUCAUCUUAUGGGCUGUACUCUCUGCACAGGUGUUGUGGACUUGUGAAGAUGAGCCCAACUGGAAAACAGAACCACGCCCGCAGUGUAGUCUCGGCAAAAACGUUGCAAUAGCGCAGAUCAUCACUGAUGUUUUUGGAGACACUGUUCUUAUCCUUGCCCCAUUUCGCCUCAUUUAUAAAGUCAGAUUGACGAAGGCACAGAAAAUACGAAUACUUGCCAUCUUUUCGACAUCAAUAACCACCACCGUUGUUAGUCUUGUCCAUGCAUAUUACAUCUUGUCGGAUGAAGGACUGAAUGAGGCAAUGGCUGCUAUGGUCGAGACUUCCGUGUCCUUGAUUGUCGCGAACUUGAGCGUGGUCGUGGCAUUCUUCUUGAGAAUGAGCGCAAAAGAUGAUACACCCUCGCCAGUACCGUGGCAAUCUUCACCCGUUAUAACCAUCGGAUCACUGCCUAUCAGGCGUCACCGCUUCAAUGACCCUCUCGCUACGACUGCGAUAGGCAUUGAUACCACCACGAUCAGGUUGACAAAUCUCCCUGAAACUUGUCCCAGUGCGCUGAAAAGUGACAACAUGGACGAAAUCUCUUUGAACAACAUAGAGGGAAAGCAGGGCGGCGGUGAAUUGUGGGAAGCAUAA